Molecule: messenger RNA, 1899 nt
Organism: Dictyostelium purpureum
Lineage: Eukaryota; Evosea; Eumycetozoa; Dictyosteliales; Dictyosteliaceae
Product: NADPH-cytochrome-P450 oxidoreductase
Exons: 1
Coding region: 1-1899 (632 amino acids)
Cellular component (GO): cytosol
Molecular function (GO): oxidoreductase activity; flavin adenine dinucleotide binding; FMN binding
Source: RefSeq, a predicted model, not a curated record
AUGGAUUUAAAAAAAUUAGUUUUAAAACCAAAAACAUUAGCAUUAUUAGGUGCUAGUAGUACAGUUACAUAUUUAUUAUAUAAAUUUUUUACCCAACCAUCAGUAUCAAAAGAUGAAGGUGACAAGUUUCAAUUUAACGCAAUUGACCCAUCAUUAGUUAAACAAAUUAAAAAAGAAGUUAAAGAAAGAUUUAUUAAACCAAAUGGUGAAGUCGUACCAAUUUUAAUUUUUUAUGGAACAGAGUAUGGUUUAUCAGCUGAAGUUGCAAAGAAAUUAGAAGAACAAAUCAAUAAAUUAGGAGACGGUCAAUUUUGGGCACGUAUUGUCGAUAUGGAAGAAUACGAAUUAAUUGAAUUUGAAAAAGAACAAUUGGUACUCAUUAUUACAUCAACCUAUGGUGAUGGUGUUCCACCAACUACUGCUCGUCCAUUCUUUGAUUAUUUAGCUGCAAAUCAAUUAAAUUUAUCACACAUUCAAUUUUGCGUUUUAGCUUUAGGUGAUCGUUCAUACCCACACUAUUGCGCUGCUGGUAAACAAAUGGAUAAAGAUUUCGAACGUUGUCAAUCAAAGAGAAUUAAAGAUCGUGUUGAAGUUGAUCAAGAAGAUUGGACUAUUUUCGAUCGUUGGAUCGAUUCAGUUUGUGGUAUGGUUCCACAAUUAAGUGGUCUCGAAAAGCGUAAUGACGAUUACCUCUAUGAAAAAGCUAAGAUCUUUGCUCUUACUCAAGGUAAACACAACAAAAAGAAACCAUACUACAGUAAACUCCUUGUUAAACGUGUUCUCACCAAGGGUGAUAAAGUAGGCAUCCAUUUAGAGUUUGAAUUGGGUGACUCUGAAUUAAAAUAUAUCCCAGGUGACGCUUUAGCCAUUCUUCCAGAUAAUCCAGCAUCAGAAGUUUCUGCUAUCAUUUCAUUAUUAAAACUUUCAGCCUCUACCAAAGUCUCAACCCCAGGAUGGCACUAUCAAGAAACUGAUCAACCAAAUCCAUCUCAAAUCACCCUUUCACAUAUUUUAACUAAAUGUUACGAUAUUCACAAUUUAAAACCAGAACUUUUACAACUUUUACGUGAUAGUGCUAAAGAUGCAUCACAAAAAGAAAAAUUAACUGCUUUACUCGAAAAAGGUACCGGUAAAAUCAAUCAAGUUUUAGUCGAAUUUUUAGAAAAUCAUCAUUUAGUUGACGUAUUAAAAAUGUUCUCUUCAGCCAGACCACCAAUCGACGAUAUUUUAGCUCAACUCGCUAAACUUUUACCACGUUAUUACUCUAUUGCCUCAUCAAUGAAAUCAAAUGAAAAGACCGUUUCAUUAUGUGUUGCCGUCGUUAAAUAUGACCUCCAUGGUAGCGAACGUGUUGGUAUCGCCUCAACUCAUAUGGCCGAUCGUAUGAAUGUUGGUGACCGUGUUUCCAUUUUCGUUAAUAAUAACCCAGAUUUCCGUUUACCAGCCGAUGGUAAUACUCCAGUUCUCAUGAUUGGUCCAGGUACUGGUAUUGCUCCAUUCAUCUCAUUCAUUGAAGAAAGAAAAGCUCUUGGUCACACUGGUGAAAAUCACUUAUUCUUUGGUUGUCGUCGUUCCGAUGAAGAUUUCCUCUACAAAGAAGAAUUAGAAAAAUAUAACUCUGAUGGUUUCAUUAAACUUUACACUGCAUUCUCACGUGAAACCUCUCAAAAAGUUUAUGUACAAAAUCGUCUUUUAGAAAACAGCCAACAAAUUAUCGAUCUCAUCAAUAACAAUGGUAAUAUUUAUAUUUGUGGUGAUGCCAAAUCAAUGGCUCCACAAGUACAUGAAACUCUCUCAUUAAUCAUCUGUAAACAUAUGUCAAUUGAUGAAGCUGAUGCUCAAGCAAUGCUCCACAAUAUGGAAGUUAAUCAUCGUUAUCAAAAAGAUGUUUGGUUCUAA